AUGAACCAACCUGGUAAAUCUCUAGGGGUGAUUGGCCUUGGUGGCCUAGGUCACAUGGCAGUGAAGUUUGGCAAGGCAUUUGGUUUGAAUGUAACAAUUUUCGGCACUAGCAUAUCCAAGAAAGAGGAAGCUUUAAGUCAGCUGGGUGCAGAUAACUUUGUGGUCUCAUCAGACAGAAAUCAGAUGAAGGCCCUGGUUAAGUCAGUAGACUUUAUAAUUGAUAUAGCAUCUGGUGGAACAAAGGAUAUCCAAGAAAUGAUAGAUUUCUGUGCUUCAAAUGGAAUUCAUCCAAUGAUUGAAAUAAUUCCAAUUCAAUCUGCAAAUGAAGCUAUUGAGAGGCUACUAAAAAGUGUUGUGAUAUACGGGUUUGUGAUUGAUAUUGAAAACUCCCUGAAAUGA
This is a messenger RNA of Prunus armeniaca (apricot), 399 nucleotides long. The record is from the annotation of a GenBank genome assembly. Lineage: Eukaryota; Viridiplantae; Streptophyta; Magnoliopsida; Rosales; Rosaceae.